This is a messenger RNA of Linum trigynum, 1513 nucleotides long. NCBI's taxonomy places the organism in Eukaryota, Viridiplantae, Streptophyta, Magnoliopsida, Malpighiales, Linaceae. The record is from the annotation of a GenBank genome assembly.
AUCACUUCUCUCCCAAAUGUUUCUUCAAAUUCAUUCAUUGAUGGAAACAGAAAUGAAUCUUCAUCGACAAAUGAAAAUUAAUCAGGGGUUUUGCUUCUUCUGAUUGAUGCUGCCUCUGAUAUAAAUGCAUUCAUUGGUGACGAAUGCAAAGAUGAUAAUGAAGGCGCCAACUGGUAGUUUAAAGGGCUAAUUCAGUACUACAAUGACACCUUAACCCCACAAUAAGAACCCUUUAUUUUAUACUACUUGCUGCUCUGAUUGUCCUCAGAAUGUUUGACAGUAACAACAACCGGUAAAAAAAAACCGUCGUCUGAUGUGGAAGUUUUCCCAAACUGGAUGGAAUCGAACCGUUGCAGUCAGAAUCGAACCAAACCCGACAGGGGAAUGGGUUUGAUUUGAAAAUAUGAACCUCCAAGUGGGACCUGGCUUGCCCUUUCUAGCCUGCAAGCUCCAUUGAUUGAUUGUCUAGUCUCGUGUUUAAGGUAUGAAUUAGACGAACCAUCUGAAAAACGUACCUUCUCCAAAACAGAGGAAAUUAAAGAUUCUUGCUGGCCAGCGACGAUUCAAAUUUCAAUUCCCUGAGACAAAUUUCAAUACCUUCUUCUUCUUGGGAUAAGAUAAACAUCACGCCACCAUCUCCCCUCUUCAACAUUUCACGCGAAUGCGACCCUCCUCUGCCCAUCAAUGGCGCGCCCAGUAACAGAGGUAAAACUAGCUAAUUACCUUUUUCCCCCUCCCCUGCUUCUUCUUUCUUCCAAACAGAAGCAAAGUUAGAAACUUUAGCUGGAUUUCAUUUCUGGGUCUUGUCUGGAAAAUCCUUCGCUUGUGUGAUUUCAGUGAAAAAUGGUUGCCUUUUUCCCCCUGUUGGCGAGAAUCCGUUGUGCAUACGGAUUCGUGUGCUCUACUCUGCUCAUGAGAUUGAUUUCCUCUGCAUGUCCUUUUAUGUUCCCCCCCAAUUGAUAGGGCAACGAGCAAUCAUGGAGCUCGAGUGGGUGGCCACUUGGGCUGCAAAUCAUGAACUUGAGACUUCGAGUGACGGAGAUCAGCAGAAAUCAGACCAGCCGUCGUCUUCCGCCGUCGUCCAGCUUCUCCUCUCUGUCUUCCUCAAAUCUCGACACCGAGUCUACGGCGUCUUUCUUCCAAGACAACAGCGUGUCCCUGGGGAGGCUAAUUGGGUUCCGGCAAGCUGUCCCAAGAAGGACCGUAGUAGCUGCGGCGGCGACGACGAGGGGGGCGGGAGAUGGGUGUGGAGAAGGAUCAAGAGGAGAUGGGAGAGUAGGAAUUAUGUCGGCGGCGGCGGAGGGAAAAGGAGGGAUCUGCAUUCCUUUGAUACUAAGUACUAUUGAGAAGAUCAGAAGAUCCAAGGAGAGAGGCCGAGUUAGUUGAUUUCUUGUUCUUUGUUCAUGCUUUGUGGUCUGUUCGUGCUGUUGUGGAAAAGAACUGAAGGGUGUAUGAGUUUUGAUUGAUUCCAUUGGCACCAUAAAUGGUCUGAGAUUAAAAUGAUUCGAUUUAC